Sesamum indicum (sesame) is the source of this 2220-nucleotide messenger RNA. RefSeq names its product MACPF domain-containing protein At4g24290. Gene Ontology annotation, biological process: plant-type hypersensitive response; regulation of salicylic acid mediated signaling pathway. Lineage: Eukaryota; Viridiplantae; Streptophyta; Magnoliopsida; Lamiales; Pedaliaceae. Gene Ontology annotation, cellular component: plasma membrane. The record is from RefSeq and is a predicted model, not a curated record.
UGUUGAUAGAGUGUUGAACUGAAAAGUCGAAGUGGCGAAAGAAGGAAGGCGGGCAGGCUUAGGCUUAGGCUUAGGCGGGCGGAACGCAGCAGACGACAUUUCCGGCGACGGAAUUUCCUCUUUCUUCUCCGUACCAACUCUCCAACCACCCGGAUCGGCAGCUAUGUUCCACUCCUUGCAGACUCAACAAGAUUAUGAGAAGAGGCCUAUUGAGGUGCGGGCCACUGAGGCGUUGGGUCAGGGGUUUGAUCUCGCCAGCGAUUUCAGGCUUAAGUUCGUCAAAAGAUGCCCCAACGGCGGGAGGUUGGUUGUUUUGGAUGGGCAACGGAAGCGGGAUGUUGUUGUUCCAGGAGGCGUCAUGAUUCCUAGUGUCCCGGAAUGCAUUCGCGUUGAUAAGGGGGACCAUAUUCGGUUCAAGUCCGAUGUACUCCAAUUCAAUCAGAUGUCAGAGCUGCUUAAUCAGAAAUCAUCAAUACAAGGAAAAGUUCCUUCUGGGUAUCUUAAUGCUAUUUUUGAUUUGAGUGGAGCCUGGCUAAAUGAUGCAGCGGAUGCCAAAUAUUUAGCUUUUGAUGGUUAUUUCAUCUCACUUUACUAUUUACACCUUACUACAUCACCAUUAGUACUCCAUGACCAUGUUAAGAAGUCUGUUCCAUCUCGCUGGGAUCCGGCAUCACUUUCCAGAUUUAUCCAGACAUAUGGAACACAUAUAGUUGUGGGAAUGGCAGUUGGAGGCCAGGAUUUGCUUUGUGUUAAACAGAGGCCCUCUUCUCCAAUUCCACCAGCUGAACUGAAGGGUUAUUUGGAGGAGCUUGGAGAUUGUCUGUUCUCUGACACUAACAGUCCUAUAUUGGAGAGAACGACAAAAGAUAACAAAAAGAAAGUUCCGGAGGUAUUUAGUCGUAUGCUGCAGGCACAUACAAUGCAGUUCACCAGCAUCACAGAAACAUCAAGCAAGGAUGGACUCACGCUUAUUUGGUCAAAAAGAGGAGGAGAUGUGUUUGCCCAAAGUCAUUCGAGGUGGCUCCAAACCAUGGCAGCUAACCCAGAAGCCAUACUUUUCAAGUUUGUACCGAUUACCUCUCUACUGAAUGGAAUUCCAGGGAGUGGCUAUCUUAGUCAUGCCAUUAACUUGUAUCUAAGAUACAAACCCACUUUAGAGGAUUUGCCAUACUUUUUGGAAUUUCAAGUUCCGAGGCAGUGGGCUCCUUUGUUCUGUGAGUUGCCCCUCAGACAUCAAAGAAGGAAGGCAUCUUUCCCUUUCUUGCAGUUUAGCUGCUUGGGUCCAAAGAUUUAUGUCAGCUCCACUCAGGUUACAAGUGAUCAAAAACCAGUCAUUGGUCUCCGUCUGUAUUUGGAAGGGAAGAAAAGCAAUCGGUUGGCCAUACAUGUACAGCAUCUGUCAAGUCUUCCAAAUAUUAUGACACUUACUUCAACUAAUCCAACUAUACACAAGCCGCAGUGGCGAGGUUCAGAUGAUUAUGAAUCCUGUGACCAGUUCUUAGAACCAGUAAGAUGGAAGAGAUACUCAAAUGUGUGCUCAUCAGUAGUUAAGCAUGAUCCCAGCUGGGUGCAAGGAGAAUCUUCUGGUGUUUUCAUUGUAACUGGUGCACAGCUUGUAAUCAAGGGAAAAUGGCCGAGGAAAGUUCUUCAUCUCCGUCUGCUUUAUACCCAUAUUCCUAACUGUACUAUACGAAAGACAGAAUGGGCUUCCGCGCCUGAAGCUUCUCGGAAGUCAAGCUUCCUAACUAACCUGAGCACAACUUUCACGUUCACCCAGCGAACCGUGGCUGAUGCAGCAAAGCAGCCCCCUGCAACUUUAAACUCUGGUGUAUACCCAGACGGCCCACCUGUUCCGGUUCGCUCUAUGAAGAUGCUUAAAUAUGUUGAUGCCACUGAGGUGGCACGCGGUCCAUAUGACAAUCCAGGUCAUUGGUUGGUGACAGCGGCUAAAUUGGUGGUUGAAGGUAGGAAAAUUGGUCUGCAAGUCAAAUUUGCUUUAUUAGAUUAUUCACAAGAGGCAUAAUGUUGAUAUGUACAUAAUAACAAAUUCUUGCAACCUUUUUUAUUUCGAGGUUUGUCCUAUAUCAUUCUUUGUCCAGAAACAUGGAAAAAAUUGUGAUGGUUGGAAAAAUUUGAUGUCUUUGUACAGAAUCUAAACUCACUCCACGAGAGGUUGAGUUAGUCAAUUCCAUUCUACGGCAGUUAGUUUGUUUUUUCCAA